This is a messenger RNA of Agrilus planipennis (emerald ash borer), 2042 nucleotides long. Its product is annotated as proteoglycan 4-like. Gene Ontology annotation, cellular component: extracellular region. The coding region runs from base 69 to 2042 and encodes 657 amino acids. Gene Ontology annotation, molecular function: chitin binding. NCBI's taxonomy places the organism in Eukaryota, Metazoa, Arthropoda, Insecta, Coleoptera, Buprestidae. The transcript has 4 exons. The record is from RefSeq and is a predicted model, not a curated record.
CACUGCAACAUACUCAGUCGUCCUGUACUGUUCUUCUUCCACAUGAAUCUGACUGCAAGAAAUUUUAUAUGUGUUCAGAAGCGAUAACGCUUGAAUUAGGCUGUCCUAUUGGCUAUGCGUUCGAUUUAAAAUAUCGCGUGUGUCUACCGUUUGUUGGUGAAUGUGAGCCAACUACUCCAGAUGAUGAAGAAGAUAAUUCGCAAUCAGAAGGAGAAGAAACUGAUGAGGAUGAAAGUAGUAUCGACGACGACGGUCACGAUGAUUCUGAUAAUGACGACGAUGAUGGUAACAGUGAAGAUGACGAACAUGAUAGUGAUGAUGGUAGCAAUGAUAAUGAUGAAGAUGACAAUCAUAGUGGUGAAGAUGAUAGUGAAGAUGAUGAAGUAGCAGAAACAACUUCAGGUGUUGAACCUACAACUGAAGCAGCUACCACAACAUCAGCUCCAACAACAGUAACAGGAGAAGAAGUAACUGAGAAAGAUGAAGACCAUGAUGAUGAUGAUCACAAAGAAACAACGGUAGGUUCUUUCCCUACAACUGAAGCAACUACCACAACAUCGGUACCAACAACAGUAAUAGGAGAAGAAAUAACUGAGAAAGAUGAAGAUCAUGAUGAUGAUCACAAAGAAACAACAGUAGGUUCUUUCCCUACAACUGUAGCAGCUACUACAACUGCGGUACCAACAACGGUGGCAGAAGAAGGAACAACUGAGGAAGAUGAAGACUAUGAUGAUGAUGAUGAUGAUGAAACAACAAUAGAUUUGUUGCCUACAACUGAAGCAGCUACCACAACUGUAGCACCAACAACGGUAGGAGAAGAGGAAACAACAGAGGAUGAUGAUGACGAAGGAACAACUAUAGGAACAUUACCCACAACUGAAUCUACAACAACUAAAGCACCUGUUACAACAACUGAGGCGCCAGCUACAACAACUGAAGCUCCUGCCACAACAACGGAAAAACCAGCUACAACAACCGAUGUACAUUCAACAACUACUGAAACGUCGGAUACAACAAUUGAAGAACCAGCUCCAACAACUGAAGAGUCAGCAUCAACUACUGAAAAACCAGCUACAACAAUUGAAGAACCAGCUUCAACAACCCAAGAACCAGCUGUAACAACAGAAGAACCAGUUGCAACAACUAAAGAACCAACUGUAACAACAGAAGAACCAGCUACAACAAUUAAAGAACCCUUACCUACAACUGAAGCAGUAGCUACAACUACUGAAUCAUCAGCUGCAACAACUGAGGCAUCUUCUACAACAACGGAAAAACCAGCUACAACAACCGAUGUACAUUCAACAACUACUGAAACGUCGGAUACAACAAUUGAAGAACCAGCUCCAACAACUGAAGAAUCAGCAUCAACUACUGAAAAACCAGCUACAACGAUUGAAGAACCAGCUUCAACAACCCAAGGACCAGCUGUAACAACAGAAGAACCAGUUGCAACAACUAAAGAACCAGCUGCAACAACAGAAGAACCAGCUACAACAAUUAAAGAACCGUUGCCUACAACUGAAGCAGUAGCUACAACUACUGAAUCAUCAGCUGCAACAACUGAAGCACUUACUACAACAACUGAAACACCGGCUACAACAACUGAAAAGCCUUCUCCUGUACCGGGCCGUAUUGCAUUGAUACCCCAUGAGUCCGAUUGUAGUAAAUACUAUAUAUGCUUAUUCGGAUUGAAAAUUUUGACAAGUUGCUUUAAUGGUUUGUAUUUCAAUCCAGAUCUGAAUUUCUGUGAUUUUCCUGCUAAUGUACCUUCAUGUUCGCCCCCGUCAAAACUAACCACGACCAGUAUUCAGGUUCCGGAAACGACCACUACCCUCGCCCCUUAUCCAACAGAGUGUCCAGCCGUCGACCCCAUACAUUAUAUAGUUUAUCUUCCUCAUGAGUCGGAUUGCUCUUGUUAUUAUAUGUGUUCACACGGAGUUGCCCACUUAAUGGUCUGCCCUGCUGGGUUAUAUUUUAAUACUAAGUUGGACACUUGCGACUGGCCAAAAAAUGUUAACUGUUACAAAAGAAAACUAUAA